AUGGAUGAUGAGAUCUUCUUGGAGGCUUGUGAACUUUUAGAAGAUGAGAGAAAGGCCAAGAUGUUUGUGGCCAUGGAUGUUACAGCACGGAGGAAGUGGUUAUUGAAAAAGCUUCGACGCGACUGCAUUUCUUGCUCCACUGUUCAACCGGCACUGGGUUCUUCAAAAGUUCAAAGGGUUGCUGGACACACCGAAAGCAAUCCACCUUUAAAGGCUCCUCUUGCUUGCAUUCACCUUCUUCCUAAUUUGUCUCACUUUUCGGAGUUAUAUUGCAAUCCCUUCACAGUUUUCUUUCUCCUCCUUUUAGAUCUUUACAGCUGUUUGCUCAUAAAUCUUAUGGCUCUUGUGACCUGCAAAGAAGCCUCAUCUUCUUCCUUCACCCACGAACCCAAGAAAUUUGAUGUUUUCUUGAGUUUUAGAGGUGAAGAUACCCGUCUUGGUUUUGUAGGUCAUUUGUAUAAUGCUUUAUGUCAACGGGGUAUUAACACUUUUAUUGAUAAUAACCUUCAAAGGGGAGAAGAAAUUUCUGUAGGACUUUUCAAAGUCAUUGAAAGUUCAAGGAUUUCAAUAAUUGUAUUCUCUGAAAACUAUGCAUCCUCCAAAUGGUGCUUGGAUGAACUUACCAAGAUUGUUGAGUGUAAGAAAAAAGACCAAUUAGUGCUACCGGUUUUUUACAACAUAGAUCCAUCAGAAGUUCGUAACCAAAAAGGAAAGUUUGGAGAAGCACUAUCUAAACAUGAAGAAAAAUUAAAGGAUUACAAGGUGAAGAGCUGGAGGGAAGCUUUAUUUGAAGCUGCAAAUAUAUCUGGUUGGCAUUACAAGCAUAGUUGCAGCGAGUUUGAAUUUAUUCAAGGAAUUGUUGAAGAGAUCUCAAAUUUUAAAUUAAAUCGCACUCCGUUAUUUGUCGCACGAUACCUAGUUGGAAUAAAUUAUCGUGUAAAGACCAUACUUUCAGAUAUUAAGUCAAAUGAUGGUCAUAUAAUAGGUAUCUAUGGCCCUGGUGGAAUAGGUAAGACAACAAUUGCAAAAGCCAUUUUUAAUAGAAUUUGUGAUCAUUUUGAUGGAUUUUGUUAUCUAGAAAAUUUAAGAGAAAGAUCGGAGACAAAUGCUAGUGUAAUCGAACUACAAGAGACACUUCUUCUUGAGAUCUUAAGAGAUAGAAAUUUAAAGGUGGGUAACAAAUCUAGAGGAGUCAAUAUGAUAAAGGAAAGACUUUCAUCUAUGAGGAUCCUUUUAGUUCUUGAUGAUGUUGAUAAAUGGGUCCAAAUAGAAAAUUUGCUUGGAAGAUGUGAUCGGUUUGCUUCUGGAAGCAAAAUCAUUAUAACAACAAGAGACAAACACUUAUUAGCUACUCUUGGAAAAUGUUGUUCAACCUACGAGGUUAAGGGAUUAAAUCAAGAUGAAGCUUUGGAACUCCUUAGUAUGCAUGCCUUCCAAAGCAACAAACCUAAAGAAGAUUAUUUGGAACUUGCAAAUAGAGUUAUACAUUAUGCCAGGGGACUUCCACUAGCUCUAGUAAUAAUGGGUGCUGAUUUAAAUGGAAGAACUAAACCUCAGUGGAGAAGUGCAAUAGAUAAGUAUGAAAAAAUUCCUAAUGAAGAAAUUCAAAAAAUUCUUGAAAUAAGCUAUGAAGGAUUGGAUGAAACUGAAAAAGAUAUUUUCCUUGAUAUCGCAUGCUUCUUUAAGGGAUUUUUUAAGGAGUAUGUCAUGGAUAUAUUGAAUGCUUGCGAUUUACAUCCAAUUUAUGGAAUUCAAAAACUUUUCGAUAAGUGCCUAAUAACUGUUGAUCGAUAUGAUAGAUUGUUGAUGCAUGACUUGCUCCAACAAAUGGGUAGGGACAUUAUUCGACGGGAAUCGCCACGAAUGCUUGGAGAGCGUAGUAGGCUAUGGUGUUAUGAGGAUGUUCAUAAAGUACUAACACAAAAUAUGGGAUCGGAAAAAAUUCGAGGCAUAAGGAUAUGCUCACCUGAACCAUCAAAGAUGAAAUUAGAACUUGAAUGUCUUGAAAAGAUGAAAAAUCUCAAGUUUCUCAUAGUUAGUAAUGUGGCUAUUUGUAGAGGUCUCAAAUAUCUUCCUAAUGAAUUAAGGGUUCUUGAUUGGUCUGGAUUUCCUUUAUCUUCCUUACCAUCCAAUUUUGAUCCUCAAAAACUCAUUGCACUCAACAUGCCAAAAAGUCGGGUUACAUUGGACAAGCUUUUCAAGAAGAUACAAUGCAAAAACUUGACAUAUAUGAAUUUCAAUUCCAAUCAAUACAUUAGGAAAUUACCUGACUUAUCGAGUGCCACCCCAAACAUAAAGAAAUUGGAUCUCCGUGGUUGUGAAAAAUUAGUCAAGGUUCAUGACUCUAUUGGAUAUCUUGAUAAGCUUGAAAGCUGGGACCUCUGGGGAUGCCAUGAACUUCAAACUCUUCCAAGUUGUAUCGCGAUGAAAUCUCUUAAAUUUUUAAAUCUUUUUGCAUGCAAAAGGGUUAAGAGGUUCCCUGAUAUUCCUCAAGAAAUGGAAAAUUUAAAGUUUCUAAGUCUGGGAGGCACAGCCAUUAGAGAGCUUCCUCCAUCAAUUGGGAAUCUCACUGGGCUUGAGCGAUUAGAGAUAGGUUCCGAUUUCUAUUCAUGUCAUCUUCCAAGUAGCAUUUAUAAAUUGCAACAUCUUCGCAAACUCUUGCUUCUUGGUAAUGUCAAAUUUCCAAAGGACGUGGGAAUUGGUAGACAAGCAGCAGCGUGCAAUUCUUACGGUGGCUUUUCAAAAUAUUGUUUUCCAAAGUUGAAUUUUCUAAAAAAGUUGACUUCUUGCUUCACCCACUCAGAGAAAUGUUUAUUAUCAGGGAGUAAAGAUUUGAACCUCAGAGAAAGCAUUAUCAAAUUCAAUAGAUUAGAUAGGCUUCUAAUUUAUGAUUCCAAGUUCCUUAAGAAAAUUCCAAGGCUUCCAGAAGGUAUAAGAACUGUAGAUGCAACAAACUGCAUCUCGUUGAAUUCAGAAUCAUUAAGAAAAUUAUUCCUUCAGUUUGGAAGAAUUUUAGGGCUUUCACCAAAUAUGAAAUGUUCAGGUGUGAAACACAAAGUAUUAAUGGAUUCCCAUUCACAUCGUAAUUUAUCGAAUCAGAUUGAUUGCUCUUCCCGGGUCUCCCUCUCCAAGUUCAACGCAAUUAAAGAUGAGUUCGUUCCCACUCUAGAUACGUAUCUGGUUGAUUAUGGAGAGAGAUAUACUAUUAGAGUACCAGGAAAGAAGAUUCCGAAUUGGAUCAAUCAUCAAAGCAUUGAAAGUUCCAUAUCAUUCUGGGUUGGUCCUGAGUUUCCAUCAAUUGCUGUUUGUCUUGCUAUUCGUCUAAUUCCGUUGAAGGACAGUUAUGCAAAUAAUGAUAAGUACGGUUUUGUUCGUGAUGAUAUAAUCGAUGGUGUUUAUGAUAUCCACAUUUCUACCGAUAGUCGUAAGCGACGUCUCAUGAUUUCAGCGGGUUUUUCUAUCAAGUGUGAUCAUCUGUGGUUUUACGGUGAACGUCACAGCCAAUUACAGAGGAAAUUCGGAGACUUGAUGCAAGGUGAUCGGAAUCAUGUUGAGAUUUCAUGUAAAAUCUCUCAUUGGGCAAGUACAAACGGAAACAACGCUCCUGUGAUUGCAAGGAUAGGAGUACAUGUGGAAUGCAUAUGUCCUCCUCAGAAUUCCAAUAUCAUCCAACACAAUUCUCAAAAUGUUGAUGACGACACAGAGCUGCACGCACCUUUACUAUCUCAAAAUGGUUCACAAACGAACUUAGAUGCAGGAGACCCUUCAAGCUCCUCUAGUCCCUGACGACAUAUGAUUCAAGGCGUCCAAUGGAUAUAGCAAAUGGGCUUGACUUAUGUUUGGGUAUUGACUCAGCAGAUGGUAAUGGGUUUGAUUUGGGUUCUUCUUCAAUAGCCAAUCCCUUUGUAAAAAGAUGACUCCAUUUUCAAUCUAUAUCCACCGUCAAAGAAACUGAGUCCGAUGCGAAGAAAUAUGCCCGGGCUGUACAAUACCGAGUGGCCAAAUCGGAGUACUUUUUCAUAUAAUCAAUCAGCUAUAACACAAUGUCAACCUCUUCUAGCCUCUCACGAAACUGGGCACCUCUAUCUUUGCCAAUUGAUUCAAGGCUUCAAUUAGAUGUGACAAAUGGGUCUGACUUGGGUUUGGGAUCUGACUCAAUUGUCGGAGAUGGGUUUGAUUUAGCUUCCUCUUCAAUGGCCUAUCCCUCUGUAAACUGUGAUUCAGACUUCAAUCUAUAUCCAUAGUUGAAGAAAAAGAUCCUCUUGAUCAAAUUCCUAGAAAACAUGACAAGAUAUCAUUACAGGGCAAGAUGGACUUCAGCUUAUGUCUCCACUCUGCACUGUGAAAUUCUCAGUUCUUGUGAACAGAUCCCCAACUGGCAUUUUCAGCAUUACAGGUUAUUCACAUUUCUCUAUGGACCUAUCAUCAUCUUGUGGGGAUGUACAACUGAGCUAAGCUAUCUUAGUUGUCUGCUUCUUUGCUUUGAGGCUCCCAUAUGAAAAAUGAAAAUGGGUUCUAGUGACUUCGUUUUGGUGGGAGAGUACUGGGUGGUCUUCAAGGCUACAAGUGCAUAUUUCAACAGUGAAGACCCAGAUCUGAUGAUUGGUCAAGUUGUUUGGACAUAAAAUUGGAGAUCAUCAGUGGUUUCCUUCAGAUGGGGAUUGAUGAUAUUUGGGGAUAUGCUAUGUACAUCAGCGGAGUUCAAAAAUAUUAUCCGAGGAAAAACAAAACUCUGCAACUUCAUAAUCCUUGGCAUGUUCUCAAAAAGUUCAGAGAACCAUCGAGUAAGAGAUACAAGUAUUGGAGGAGAAGCCAUGUGUAGUCAAAAGACUCAAAACAUAGGUACUCAAGUGCUUUGGAAAUAAGUCAAGCUUGGCAACCUCAAGACAAAGACCGGAGAGGCCUAUUAGGCUAUGCACAACUAUUGAUAAAAAAAAACAAAAAAAAAAAUGUCUAUCAUUUCCAAAUAAUGUAUUUUUUUCGAUGGGUUUGGGCUUAUGCUUAUAAGCUUCAAACUAGGAAUAUAAAAGCUACCGAUUCUCCCUUUAACACAUUGUUUGACAAUAAUUGACUUUUAAGAACACCCUACAAUUAUAAAUUGUUAAAACAUUAGAGAUUAAUUGUAUGUCAUUUCCUACCAGAGUACUCAUUCUUAUGUAGAUUUUGAUUUACCUUAAUAAGCUUUAUGUACUCAAUCCCUUGCCCCUCAAAAGGGAUUAGGCAAGUGCAAGGAGCAACUUAGUUAACUUGUAUGUGUACGGUAUAAACAUAUGUUAAUUUGAUUUUUUUA
Messenger RNA from Quercus robur (English oak), 5290 nucleotides. Its product is annotated as disease resistance protein RUN1-like. NCBI's taxonomy places the organism in Eukaryota, Viridiplantae, Streptophyta, Magnoliopsida, Fagales, Fagaceae. The record is from RefSeq and is a predicted model, not a curated record. Gene Ontology annotation, molecular function: ADP binding; ATP hydrolysis activity. The transcript is spliced from 11 exons. Gene Ontology annotation, biological process: signal transduction; defense response. The coding region runs from base 1 to 3786 and encodes 1261 amino acids.